AUGACUCGUUUUGUGCUCACGUUUUCCUAUGACUUCGAUCCCCUUCUAUCUAACGUGUUGACAUCGAGACUGAGUUGUUUGUCUUGCCGUCACACACCAUUGUAUAUUUCAAUGAUGGAAAUUGAGAUUAACAGUGAUCUGAGUGGCGAUCAGAACCGUCCAGAACGUACUUAUGAGGAACAAAUACAAUGUGUAGGUGUAUUCGCCCGGCCUAUGGCUUCAAAAAAAUUAACAAAGCGUUUGUAUAAACUCGCUCGAAAAGCUAAACGCGUAAAGAAAACAGAUGUCGGAAUCAAAGCAAUCUUAAAAGCCAUUGAAAAGAAAGGUGUAUCUGGUAUCGUCGUAUUAGCUGGUGAUAUUAGCCCGUUUGAUCUGAUAUCCCAUGUGCCAUUGGUGUGUGAGGAGCACGACAUACCUUACUGCUAUGUUCCGUCAAAGUUUGACCUCGGUGCAUGUGUAUCUUCAGUUACCCCUAUACCUAUCGUUUUCAUAACACGGGAUGAACAGUAUGGUGAUUUGUAUGACAAGUGUUACACUGCUGUUGACGCAUUACCUCUUCCUUUAUAA
Schistosoma guineensis is the source of this 567-nucleotide messenger RNA. The record is from the annotation of a GenBank genome assembly. Lineage: Eukaryota; Metazoa; Platyhelminthes; Trematoda; Strigeidida; Schistosomatidae.